Messenger RNA from Heteronotia binoei (common prickly gecko), 1848 nucleotides. RefSeq names its product asparaginyl-tRNA synthetase 2, mitochondrial (gene NARS2). Gene Ontology annotation, cellular component: mitochondrion. Gene Ontology annotation, biological process: asparaginyl-tRNA aminoacylation. Gene Ontology annotation, molecular function: asparagine-tRNA ligase activity; ATP binding; nucleic acid binding. Lineage: Eukaryota; Metazoa; Chordata; Lepidosauria; Squamata; Gekkonidae. The record is from RefSeq and is a predicted model, not a curated record.
GGAGGGGCGGAAGAAAACAGAAGGCAGGACUUUCCUUUUUAAAGUGGAUUUCGCGUCCUUCGGCUUUUUGACCUGGGCCUUGUACGUUUGGGCUGCAAGGCUUUGACUGAAAAUGUUUGGGGCCCGCUGCGUAUGCCUGGCUCUUCGGCGUUGUUCUUCUGCUCCGCUCCCUAAGGAUGCAGCCGCGGCCAAACUCCUCUGUGUCCAGGAGGCUUUGGAAGUCCAGAAUCCAACCAAUAAUGAUGUUAAAGUCCAGGGUUGGGUGAAGUCCAUCCGGUCCCAGAAAGAAAUCUUGUUUCUGCAUGUCAACGACGGCUCCUCUCUGGAAAGCCUCCAAGUAGUUGCUGAUCCCGGAUUAGAACCCAGGGAGCUGACGUUCGGGAGUUCUGUAGAAGUGCGAGGGAAGCUGAUCAAAAGCCCUCACAAAAGGCAGAACGUGGAACUAGCAGCGGAAAGCCUUCGCGUGGUGGGAACUUGCGACGUGCUGACCUUCCCCAUGAAGUACAAAACGCAUCACCCUCUUGAAUACCUCAGGCAGUUCCCUCACAUCCGGUGCAGGAGUAAUAUUCUGAGCGCGCUCCUGAGGAUACGCAGCGAAGCAACAGCCGCAAUCCACACCUUUUUUAAGGAUAAUGGAUACCUGCAUGUUCAUACACCGAUAAUUACCUCAAAUGACUGUGAAGGUGCCGGGGAGGUCUUUCAAGUGGAGCCUGCAACUAAAGAUGUUGAACCGGUAGAAAACCCCCAUUUCUUCAAUGUUCCUGCCUUCCUAACAGUGUCUGGUCAACUCCAUUUGGAAGUGAUGACUGGGGCAUUUACCAAGGCGUUCACCUUUGGUCCUACAUUUCGUGCGGAAGAUUCUCACGGUCGCCGGCAUUUGGCGGAGUUUUACAUGGUGGAAGCCGAGCUGGCUUUCAUCAACAGCCUUCAAGAAAUCAUGCAGGUGAUGGAGGAUCUUUUCAAGAAAACAACAGACGCGUUACUGUCCAAAUCUCACGACGUUGGGCUUUUUCAUAAGCAUGUCGCCCCCGGACAAGAGGGCAAGUUAGAACAGAUAUUGAAGAACCAAUUUAUAAUAAUGUCAUACUCAGAAGCCAUAGAGAUCUUAAGGCGGGCUCCCUGUGUUUUCACUUACAAACCAGAGUGGGGUCAGGAUCUCCAACGCGAACAUGAAAAAUACUUGGUCGAGCACUGUGGCGAAGUCCCCGUGUUUGUAUUUAACUAUCCAUAUGACCUGAAACCUAUUAUAUGCCGGGACAAUGAAGAUGGACCUCAUCAUACGGUGGCAGCCGUCGAUCUUCUAGUACCGGGAAUUGGGGAGCUUUGCGGUGGCAGCUUAAGAGAGGACCGUCUGGAUCUACUGCAGUCCCGCCUACGGAGGUUGGGGCAGGAAGACACCUACCAAUGGUACCUCGAGCUGCGACAAUUUGGGUCGACCCCACACGGAGGCUUUGGAAUGGGUUUUGAGCGUUACCUGCAAUGCAUCCUGGGAGUUGAGAACAUCAAAGACGUCAUUCCUUUCCCCAGGUUUCCUCGUUCGUGCCUUUUGUAGCGCUUCCCUUCCAUUUCUGAGAACCAGACUCUUUUGUAAAUCUGCGACCCAUCGGAAUGAUAAAAUGAGGCAUUCCCGGAAGGAUGGAGAGACCCCCUCUUUUUUUCCCACCUGGGCCAGAUCAUCUCAGCAACCUUGAAAGCCUGAAGCUUGGAAGCUGAGGAGAAUUUAUAUUCCUAUGCAGUACUCUGAAACCUACAGAGCGCUUUGCGUAGUAUUCAUGGAAACGUUCCAGAAAACCGGAUCUCUGUGAGCCAGCCACAAGCGGAAUGAAUAAAAGCAACAUUUUGCCAGGA